AUGCAGCGUUGGGCCUCGCACUCGUGGGAACAGCCCCUGCACGGUGGCCGUGCGGUGCUGCGCGGUGCCGAGCUCUCACGAGCGCGUUGGCAGAGUCUGCGUGCAAACCCGACCCCGCCAGGAUGCCUCGAGAAGUGGAAGACCAAGCUCAACCUGGUUGCCAUCAUGACUGGCAAGCUGGAUGGGCGCACCAUGUCAGGGGCCAAGAAGGCGCUCGGGAGAAUGAGGGCAUCUUCCAACGAGCAGGCGAACCUGGACGCUGCGCUGAUGGCGAAUCUCAUCAAGUUGGCGGAGUCUGCGGAGAAGUGCGCCCCUGAGUCCAUCAAGGUCACGCCGAUGAGCGAGCUCACGCCCCACAUCGACAAGAUGAUGCAGGAGUCCGUGGAGUGGCCCGACGUCGUGCAGACCGCCCUGGUGACGAAGAGGCUGCAAGCCGUCAUCGCCGAGAAGAACUGGAGCCUCGUGAUCAAGAUCUGCAAGCCGUGGGGCAUGGGCGACGAGAUGGCGUUCGACCCCAAGGCCCCUUGUGUGGCAGCGUGCGGAGAACAGAUGUGCCACAAAAUCCAGCUCUUCAACAAGGUCGUUUUCGAGAAAGUGUUCAUCCAAUUGAUCCGCCAGGGGCCCGACACCGUGUCCGAGGUGAUCAGCUUGGCGGCGCAUUGCCGAUAUGCCUUUGCUGACAUUGACCUCGUGGAGGCGGAGAACGCGGUUGCAGCGGCCUUGGAAGAGUGGAACACGAUCUGGGGCUGUCUCGUAGCUCUGGGCUCGGACGGCCUCCGCGGGCAGCAUUUGGACAGUGGCCUUAAAGACGACAUGCUGUUGCUGAGUUCGCACAUGGGCAAGACUUCGAGGACUGUGACUGCCUUGGUGGCUGCAGCAAUUGAGGCCACUGACUGCUGGAACUCCAGGCUGCAGGGGUACGUCCGCUGCGCCAAGGAUGUCAACAAGCUGGCGUCCCAGUACGACGACGUCGUCGCCGUCUUUGCCGCGCUGACCGAUGACCCGGCGGAGUUCGUUCCGCGGGUGCAGGAUGCAAUCGCCAGGCUCGGCGAGUUCAAGGAGAAGCUGCCGCCUGCUGCCACUGCCAAUCUGUUAGACACGGCGCUGGGAACCAUCCUGGGCAAGAGCAAGGUCUUCAUGGCCGCUUGUGCGACGCCCGACAAUGUGAGCGAGAAGUUCAUCCAGGAUUGGCAGGCAGUACUCUCCGAAGCAGUCAUCCUCUAUCCCAUGGCCGAGGAGUUGAACCAGACGAUGAUGUCCCUCGGUGCGAAGUUGCGGGACAUGGGACUCGCCGUCAAGCUGGCCGAGCUGACCAAGCAGAUGAAGGAGAUGGCCAAGUCGGCCGCCGCUGGCCAGGAGACGGCGUGGUUGCGAGAGUUUAAGCUGACUGAGUGCAACGCCAUGGUCAACGCCAUUCGCGAGCUCAACGUCCCCCGCGACCAUGCGAUUGCCAUCGCGGCGGUCGGCCUGGCCGACAAUGUCGCAGAGUACGUGGCGAUGGAGAUCGGGAAGACCAACUUCGACAAUGCCAAGCUCCGUGAACUUAUCAUUGCUGCAGAAGGGUUGACCACGCAGUGCGGCACGACCAUCGACGGCGUGCAAGCCAAGGUGUCGAUGAUCAACAAGACUAUCACGAUCGACGGUCUGCUGCAGGAGUUGGCGGCCCACGGCUCUUGCAUGGAUGACAGGGCGACGGCGAACAACUUCGACCUGGUUGUGUCACUGGACAGGUGCACGAAGCAGCUCCACGAGCUCAUCUCCGCCAGCGCCGAUGCAGACCACCCCGCCGCUGCGAGUAAGAUGCUUGACGACGCGACCAAGUUCCUGACUGAGCUGCACGGCGCCUACAUCAAGAAGAGCAAGGCUGCCCUCGAGGUCAAGCUGAAUGAAAUCAAGCCGCUGAACGGCGGCAUGGACAACGGGGAGUACUGGGUGGACGCGUUCAGAGGUGAGACCUGGGCUGAGUUCUCGGAGCACGCGUCCAAGACCGUGCUGAAGGCGGACCCCAAUGCGCUGGUCGAUGCGACGUCUGGAUUGCAGCAGGCGACCCUGGAUCUUUAUGAGAAGUAUUGCGACACUGCGAUGGUCGAGAAAGAGGCUGUCGUCGUGGACGACGCCAAGCAGCAGAUCUACGGAGCCCGCCGCAUCAAGUUCCAGGGCGUCCUGAUGUACCACUUCCGGAAUGAGAAGCAGGCCGCGGGCCUGCGCACCAAGGUGCAGGGCGAGAUCAGGGAGAUGGUGAAAGACGCCUUGGCCAUGAGGGUCAAGCUCUGA
Molecule: messenger RNA, 2274 nt
Organism: Prorocentrum cordatum
Lineage: Eukaryota; Dinophyceae; Prorocentrales; Prorocentraceae
Source: the annotation of a GenBank genome assembly